CCUAAACACAGCUAAACGCGAGAAGACAUAACUGUACACACUGGCAUGUUGACCUGAAACAUGACGCCUAAACACUUGAUGUAACACGGUGUGUAUAUUUGAAUAAUUGUCCAACAAUCAAACUGGUGAACUGGGGAAAUAACAGCGCGGCGUGUGUACGUGUAUGUGUGUGUUUGAUACGAUGGUAUCGCCGUGUAACGUACAACUACGGGUUGUUUGUUUUGAUGGCAACAAAAUGGAACAUGUCGUGACGUGAUUGUUCUGCCGACGUAUCGGUAUCCGGUUAACACAAGGCGCUGAAAAUAACUAUAUGACCAUCAACGAUUCUGUCGCAGCCUAUGGUGUACUUAGUACCUCCAGGCCUACGCAGUUCCACAUAGUGUACGUAUGACCUUCUGGUGUUUGUCGACCUUCAGGUAUAUGUUAAAUCGUAGGACCAUCAACAGUACGUAUGACAUUCAGCUUUACGAAGGACAUUCAAGUGUGCGUAGGACAUUUAAGUGUAUGUAAGACAUCCAGGUGUACUUAAUAUAUGUUGGUCGGAUAUCAACGUGUCCUAGGACAUCCAGAUGCAUGUGAGAUAUUCGGAGAUAUUCGGAUGCAAGUAGGAUAUUCUACUGUACAUAGAGCAUUCAGUAGGACCGUCAAGUGAAUGUGACAAAUUAUGGUGAGCGUGGAACAUCUAGAUAUAUGUGGGACAUUCUUUAUAUAUGUACAUAGAACCUUCUGGUGUAUACAUGGAAUCGUCAAGUGAACAUUGAAUCGCCUUGCAUCUAUACUAUAUACAAUGUAGCGUGAUUAAAAAAAAAGAAAAAAAGAAAGAAAGAAGAUAAACGCCAUCAGCGCAGAAUGAGCGGAAAGAACCGUUGGCGCGAGGAGUAUUUCGAGACUCUGUCAUCCGGCCUGGAGCGACUCCUGCAGGAUGAGAGGCACACCGACGUGACCAUCAACAUCAACGAGCGGUCGUUCAAGGCCCACAAGGCCAUCCUGUCUGCGAUGUCACACUACUUCGACGCCAUGUUCUCGUCGGGUAUGCGGGAGACGGUGACGGGCGUGGUGCACAUGGAGGGAAUCGAGGAGGACAUCUUCCAGUCGGUGCUGUUCUACAUCUACCGCGGCUACGACGAGAUCUUCGAGGACAACGCGGAGAAGAUGCUCAACGCCGCCGCCAUCCUGCAGAUGGAGAAGCUCCAGACGAGGUGCGAGGAGUUCCUCUGCAAGAGCAUCAGCACUGACAACUGUCUGCCGAGAUGGCGGCUGGCGAUGCAGCAUCAGUGCACGUUGCUUAAAGAACAUACGUGGUCGUUCAUCCUGAAGCAUUUCGCGGAGCUGUAUGAAAGUGAUGUUCUGUGCACCCUGGAUGUGGACGAGAUGGUGGCCCUGGUGAAGGACGAUCACCUGUGUGCUCGAGACGAGGAGACUCUCUGCGAGGCGGUUAUAGACUGGGUCGAGACCGACGUGGAAACCAGAAAAAGUCAGCUGUCGAGAGUCUUUGUUCACCUCAGGCUGGCUCUGACCAGACCAGAGUACUUACUGAACAUUGUUAAAAAAUACGAUUUUAUAGCUAAGGAUUCGGUUUGCAUGGAAGCCAUAAACGGUGCCAAGAACUGUGGUUUGUUGCCAGCGAGGCGUCACGACUACAGCUCCUCUCUGAUGCACUACAGGAACCCUGCUGAGAUGGAGGAUGUCCUGGUGGUCGUGUCUGGAGGUGAGACCGCCAAGCCUCCGUACGUCAGAUCCAAGAACGUCUACGCCUACAGCUUCAACACCAAACUCUGGUUCCAGCUGGCGUCAAUACCGUACGAUCCGGGAAUCGAAUUCGCUUGUUGUGUGUACGACAACGAUAUAUACAUCUCCGGCGGCGGGCUGUGGCAGACGGCCCUAAUGCGGUACAAAUCCAAGAAGAACAAAUGGCAUCCGAUAAAAGACAAACUAAACUUAGGAAGACGCCGUCACGCCAUGGUAGCGUCAGGGAGAUGUCUAUAUGUUCUAGGAGGAUACAACAGCGAGAAGGCGGAAGGGUCUCGAAUUGUCAGCACUAUCGAGAAGUUUGACCUUGACUGUGGAGGAUGGACGGAAUCAGGGGAACUGGACAUCGGCGUGAGCUCUGUUUCGGCAUCGAUGCUGGGAGAGAAAAUCUUUAUAUUCGGAGGAGAGAAGAACGACAAAACGGACGUCCAUUCCAUUCAGUGCUACGACAUCAAGACCGAACAGGUCACUGUGGUGGCAGACCUUUCGAAAUCAUGCAAGCUGUGUCGCUCGGUGAUCUGCGACGAGAAGGUGUAUGUGGUGACCUACGACGGAGAGGUGCUCUGCUUCACCGAGGACUACAACGUCGAGUCGGUGGGCACGAUCCCGGGGUUCGAGAGAGUCCACUUUGGUCUGAUUCACAGACGCGGGACCCUCGUGCUCCUCGGCGGACUGGCAGCGGGAUCGGACCCGAACAGGGACCUCUGUGACUCGAUGAUCAGAUACGACAUCGAGACGAACUCGUCGGAGAAGCUGCCGGACAAGAUUCCGUCUCCCAGACUGAUAGACAGCUGUGCUAAGAUUAUCAUCGACAAGAAGUUCCUCGAGGAGGACGAUGCUGCCGACUGCUGACUGCUGAGGUCAAAUUCAGAACAGGUGCUUGUUGUCUCCCUGUCCUAUGUGUGAGUGAGAACUCUUUGUACAUGCCAACCUGGCUCGAUGGCGCAGUGGUUAAGCCAUCGAACUGCAGACUGGUAGGUACAGGGUUCGCAGCCCAGUACCGGCUCCAACCCAGAGCGAGUUCUUAAGGGCUCAAUGGGUAGGUGUAAGGCCAGUACACCCU
Messenger RNA from Gigantopelta aegis, 2812 nucleotides. Its product is annotated as kelch-like protein 6. Bases 850 to 2601 code for a protein of 583 amino acids. The record is from RefSeq and is a predicted model, not a curated record. The transcript is spliced from 2 exons. Gene Ontology annotation, molecular function: protein binding. Lineage: Eukaryota; Metazoa; Mollusca; Gastropoda; Neomphalida; Peltospiridae.